Molecule: messenger RNA, 1226 nt
Organism: Arabidopsis lyrata subsp. lyrata
Lineage: Eukaryota; Viridiplantae; Streptophyta; Magnoliopsida; Brassicales; Brassicaceae
Exons: 5
Coding region: 227-904 (225 amino acids)
Biological process (GO): regulation of gene expression
Cellular component (GO): peroxisome
Source: RefSeq, a predicted model, not a curated record
AUAAUGUCUCGAACGUUUCAGAAUUUCAAAGAUCGUUUAUCAACCAUAGUACCUAUACACACAUCUAAACCAUUAAAAAGGUAGUAUGUGUUAAGAAGAUCCAACGGUGGAAAACAAGGCACGGAUCUUCAGCCCCAAUUUUUUACUUUCCCUUUGUUCUUACCCCGCAAGAGAAAAAAAAGUCGCGCCUCGAAACCAUGGAUUCGGAGACCUGAGCUUCGAAGAGAUGACCUUCGGAGACCUGAUCAGGUUACGAAGCAGGAACCAGCAUUUCGUCAUGCCAAAAGCAAAAAGAGAAGAACUCGCCGGUGCUUACACAUGCGUCUACUGGAACAUCGACGAUUACCCAAUCCCUGACGAUAUCAAGCAUGAUUUGAUUUAUUCGAAUAUCAAAUCAGCUCUUGAGAAAAUGGGUUAUCGUUGUUCGGAUUUGGAAAUCUUUGCUUAUGGUGAGAAGAUAAAGGAAGCCACCGAGCUAAACGAAUUGUUCGAUGCCGGAAUCAAGUACUCCAAUCACAAGGUUCCAUAUAUUGAAAUGUUACGGGACAUUGUUGGAUCCAACCAUAAAUCAUCAUCAAAUUUGAUGGUAAUCUCGAAAAGUCACCCUCAAGACACGGAAUCCCGAAGGGUUCUUCGGGCUUUGAAUUCAAGAGGUUCCCAUGUUCUCUUAGUACAGCCUCAGCCUGAAAGCCAAGCGUCAGAACAGCUGUUUCAUCGUCCAGACCUACUAUGUUGCUCUACAUAUCUAUUAGAUGGACGAAAGGCUAUGGACCAUAAAAGAGGAACCCCAUCACCACAGGUCUUUACUUCUCCCCUUUGUCGCUCGAACAAGCAAGAUUUCUCUGAGCCUACCACACCUGUCAUAGGCGGAGCUAAGACAGGCGUCUUCUGGGACGUCCCCUAGCUCUGGAUACACAAUCUUCGAUCCAUCUUUGGUGCUUUAACUUUUGGCGGUGCUCGAUUUGCAAACCCAAAAAAAAAGGGUGAAAUUUUUUGUCCUCUCUGACUUCUGUAGGCUUUAAUUUUUUGUUCAAUUUGGGUUUUUUUUUUCUUCCUUUUCAUGAUUCUAAUCACAUAGAUUAGGUUCAAAUUCAUAGGCUUCUAUAUCAUGCAAGUAGAGUGAAGAAAUUAAAAGAAUUACUCUUUGUUUCCUAUGUGUGCUCUAAAGAUCAUUCACAUAUAAUAACUUUGAAUUUACUUAUAAUAACUUUGAUCUUCUGUUUUUG